Molecule: messenger RNA, 2228 nt
Organism: Scatophagus argus
Lineage: Eukaryota; Metazoa; Chordata; Actinopteri; Scatophagidae
Gene: dmrt2b
Product: doublesex and mab-3 related transcription factor 2b
Exons: 3
Coding region: 710-2020 (436 amino acids)
Biological process (GO): regulation of transcription by RNA polymerase II; sex differentiation
Cellular component (GO): nucleus
Molecular function (GO): DNA-binding transcription factor activity, RNA polymerase II-specific; RNA polymerase II cis-regulatory region sequence-specific DNA binding
Source: RefSeq, a predicted model, not a curated record
GGGGCAGGUAUCAGGAGUUUAUAGGGGGAGUUGCUUUUGUUGCGCACGGGUUUCCCCCAAACCUUUGCGUGGGUCCCGCGCCAGGAGUUCGGCAUUGUGGCCCGGUCUUCUGUCCGCUUGUUCUUGGAAACAGCGUCACGCAGCAGCUGACAGAGGCUUAACAUUUCAAACGUCUGGCGGCAGGCUACAAAGUUUCCACCCUAAAAACGCCGUCAUGUAGCAGCAGCGGCAGGCUGAAGCGGGACAUCACAUGCACGGCUUGGUGUUCAGUAGGAAGUAGUUUGCUGUUCACUUUGCACAGCUUCUCUAAACCCCGAGUCACACUCCUAGUGCGUCGUUUUAGCUUCUGUUUGAUUGACGGUGGUUUAUUUCGGUUAGGAGAACCUGUUGCAGUAAGCCUGUUCGUGUUAUGCUGAAGGUGCAGCAGAGCUGAGAUUCUCUUAAUGUCUUCGUUGUACGUAUUUCUGUUUCAAAUGCGUGCCUGAAACGCCAUCACUGUUGUCAGCUCUACUGACUUUGUAGGACAUUUUUAUGGCAAUGGAUUAUAUCUUUAGAGUAAUUAUAAUUUAAUAAGCAACCACGACAGUCACGUUUGAUCAGAUGCAUUUUAAGUUAAAACCCUUUUUCACCUUUUGCGUAAAAGUCUGCUCAGUGACAGCAGCAACAUUGCGCAUCACGGAUUAAAAGUAGGAUUCCGGUACUGUCAUAGAUGUCCACUCAGCCGGAAGGAGGCCUGCAGCUGGAGACCACAGCAAAACUUGGUGUGCUAAAAUCGGAGGAAGUUGUUGACGUGACAAGUCCUGACGGAUGCGCUGGGCAGCGCGGCUGCCCCGGGGACGCAGGGGACAGCAAAGUGUCCCUGUCUCCAGAGAGCCAUCAGCAGAAACCACGCAAGAUGACCCGGAGCCCCAAAUGCGCCCGCUGUCGGAACCACGGCGUCGUCUCGUGUCUGAAAGGCCACAAACGCUUCUGCCGCUGGAGGGACUGUCGCUGCGCCUGCUGCCUGCUGGUGGUGGAGCGGCAGCGCGUCAUGGCAGCGCAGGUCGCGCUGAGGCGGCAGCAAGCUGCGGAGGGUAAAAGGGGGGUCAGGUGUGCAGCUCCUUUGCGGAGGACGGCGUAUCAGCGUUACGCCAGAGCAGCCGAGCCGAACAUCCUGGCUAAGAGCAUCCUGCAGGGGCCCAAACUGGUGGUGCCGCUGGAGGACGACACCUCCUGCUGGUCAAAGCAGACUCAGCGUGACCAAACACACAUUACGUGUCCUUCCAUCAGCGCCCGGAUGAGGAAGAGGCGAGCCUUCGCCGACAAGGAGCUGGAAAACGUGAUGCUAGAGCGGGAGAUGAGACAGAGAGAGCUGCAAAGUGACCUCUCCUCCUCCACCCUCAUCCCCAUGCUUCACCCUCCUCCCCUGCCUGUCUCUCCUGGCCUCCACUGCUGUCUUCUCAACAAGGACCCCACCACUGCAGGAGUAUCCACUUAUGUACCCUUGUAUAAAUAUAAGCCCUUUUAUGAGUGUGACUUCCGCUUCUAUCAGUUCUUCCACCUAAAGAGCGGCUCCUCUGCAGAAGGUGACUAUAAUGACUUCUUAUGCCAAAGCUUAGAGCAAACCAGGGAGGAUGAGGGGGUGCAGAACAGCUGGAGACGCUGUGAGAAGGAAGACGGCGGAGAGCUAAUACCUCAACCAUCGCAACAAAGACUCAGGCAUCUUGGCAGCACCUUGUCAGAUCUGGACCCUGUCAAAUCCCACUUAGAACCAGCAGAAAUAAUGGACUCAAAUGGCUCUUCAGCCGUCACACGCUCUAUUUCUGGAUCAGAUCUGGGUAUCCUGGGCGGGCCAGAUGUCGGUGCACCCAGCAGGACUUUUGAUCCCAGACUUCUGACAGCUAAGGGCUUGUGCGGAAACACUCCUGCCGACCAGGCAGGUGCUCAUGCAGACUCUGUCAAGAGCCCUCGUGGCAGCUCAGUCCGGACUCCUGCUGUGAGGCCAUUACCUUUCUCUGUGGAGGCUCUGUUGAGGGCCUGACAGGCAAAUGGAAAGUGAUGAAGUGCACUUUGUUUAUGUGCAGACUAAGAGCUGAUGUUUAGUGAAUAAAUAUAAAAACGGUUAGGUGUAUUACAAGUGAAAUAUUUAAGGAAAUAACAUGAAUUAAACUCUUUGUAUUUUCUUUCUUAUUUUUCAUCAAAAGGUAUUCAGCUAUAUUUUAAAUAUAAUUAAAAAUAUAACAACCAGG